CUUCACUUCUCAGACACGAACUGCCUUCAAGAAUGAUUUUCCAACUCAAAGGCUUACUAGUGCUUGUCACCGCGUUGACUGUUUUAGUUAACACUAGUUCCAGCACUACUGUUUGUGGGAGAUGGUAUAAGAAACAAGGAAAUAAAAUGACUGUAACCGUCAGAUUGAUGAAAUCCGGAGGUCCAAUGGUUCCAUCCUGGAGGAUCAAGGAGAAGGAGUCGGGACGCCCAACCAGAGAGUUAACGGCAGAUAAGGGUAUUUGCGAAACUUACACCAACACGACCAGAGGUGCCUGCCUGUGGAUCGGCGAUAAUCCCAGGACGCCUACGCCAAAAGGCUUAACUCCAGGUUGGCUUACCGACGAUGACAAGAGUAACUGCGGCAAGCAAUUUAUCAUCAAACAAGGGAAGAAGCACGUUAGGGGAAAGAUCGUUGAUGGUUGUGGCUUCGCGGAGGACGGCCCCCCGGUCACUACUGCACAAGGUUGCUCCGCGAUUUACGUCACCAAAGUGCUGUACACGGAACUCGGUGGAAAUGUAGACGACAAGAAUGAUCCCGGUAAGGUUGAGAUUGAAGCCUGGGACUUUGCUGCCAAAAACCCUCCAGUAUGAGCGAGGUUUUCUAAUCUAUCAAGUGCUACUCUUCUGGCAUUGCCGCAGGAAGUCUUGCAUGUUUCCUUGAAUCCAGCUCAUUUUCUUCAUGUAUUACCAAUCCCGCUAUGCUGUUUCCCUCAUUUCUGAAAAAUGAGCAAUCACGAAUUGGACAAUGUUUUUACACCUUUCUGCGUUGCGAGACGAAGUGCUA
Puccinia graminis f. sp. tritici CRL 75-36-700-3 is the source of this 804-nucleotide messenger RNA. RefSeq lists its product as uncharacterized. Lineage: Eukaryota; Fungi; Basidiomycota; Pucciniomycetes; Pucciniales; Pucciniaceae. Bases 33 to 611 code for a protein of 192 amino acids. The record is from RefSeq and is a predicted model, not a curated record. The transcript is spliced from 7 exons.